Messenger RNA from Linum trigynum, 3811 nucleotides. NCBI's taxonomy places the organism in Eukaryota, Viridiplantae, Streptophyta, Magnoliopsida, Malpighiales, Linaceae. The record is from the annotation of a GenBank genome assembly.
CCAGGUUCAAUAUGGUUAUUCUGCUAACAGUGUAAGCUGUUAGUAUAUACUAACACGGUCGGAUUUGAGGCCACGUAGGCGAGCCGCGAUUGGACGGUGGAGGGGGAGAAGAGCAGCUUGUGGCUCGGCUGAACCAAGCCUCUUCCUUUUUUUUUUGUUACAAUUCAAAAAAACCCAAACUUUUUCAUUUAUGUUUAAUUUUCUUUUCUCUCUCCAUCAUUUCAUUUUCCUUUCUCUCUCACUCUCCAAAACUGACUGCUCUCUUCUGUUCUUCUUCUUCUUCCUCUCUCUCUCCCAAAUAAUUCAAAAUACCUCUCCACAACGACGGGUGUGAGAAAUACGACGCCGGCGACGAGGGCUACGGGCAGGAAGAAGACGGCGGUCCUUGGCAACGCCGGUAGCGGUGCUUGAAGGAAGAAGAAGUCGGCCGAGCAAGAAGGAAGACAUCGACGCCAGUAGCGCGAGGAAGACGACUACACAAGCUGCGAAGAGAAGAAAGUUUUUGAGGUAAGCAUCUUCCUUUCUCCUAAUUCAUUGACGGUGAAGGCGGAUCUUUGAGGUAGGUGUUUUGGAUCUGAGAUUCAUUGUUAGGGAUCUGGGAUUCUUGUCGGGGGAUUUGAGAUUCGAUUUGGGGGAUCUGGGAUUCUUUUGAUUUGGGAGAUUUUGAUUUCUUUCGAUUUGGGGGAUCUGUGAUUUUUUGUGGCUGGAUUACAUAUAUUUGAUUUAGGGUUUCAUAGAUUCGACUGGAUCUGAGUUUUUUUUUUUUUUUGCUUCGUUUUUUGGAUCUGAGAUUCAUUGUUAGGGAUCUGGGAUUCUUGUCGGGGGGGUUGAGAUUCGAUUUGGGGGAUCUGGGAUUCAUUUGAUUUGGGGGAUUUGGAUUUCUUUCGAUAUGGGGGAUCUGGGAUUUUCUGUGGCUGGAUUACAUAUAUUUGAUUUAGUGUUUCAUAGAUUCGACUGGAUCUGAGUUUUUUUUUUUUUUGCUUCGUUUUUUGGAUCUGAGAUUCAUUGUUAGGGAUCUGGGAUUCUUGUCGGGGGAUUUGAGAUUCGAUUUGGGGGAUCUGGGAUUCUUUUGAUUUGGGGGAUUUGGAUUUCUUUCGAUAUGGGGGAUCUGGGAUUUUCUGUGGCUUGAUUACAUAUAUUUGAUUUAGGGUUUCAUAGAUUCGACUGGAUCUGAGGUUUUUUUUUGUUUGCUUCGUUUUUUGGAUCUGAGAUUCAUUGUUAGGGAUUUGGGAUUCUUGUCGGGGGAUUUGAGAUUCGAUUUGGGGGAUCUGGGAUUCUUUUGAUUUGGGGGAUUUGGAUUUCUUUCGAUUUGGGGGAUCUGAGUUUUUUUGUGGCUGGGAUUUCUUUCGAUUUGGAUUUCUUUUGAUUUGGGGGAUUCGUUUUUUUAUGUCGAUAUUGUUUGGGGUUUUUGGAUUUUGCUCGUUAAUUUGAUAUUUUUUUACCUGGAAAAUUGUUUAGCUGGCAUGGGAUACCAUUUAGUUUAAUGUGGAUAUUGUUUGGUGGUUGAUUGUCCGGAUAUUGGUUAUGUGAUGCAUAGAUAUUUGUAUGCUAGGUAUGGAUAUUUUUAUGCCUUGUAUGGAUAUUAGUUCAAUGAUAUUAGCUAUUUUCAGGAAUUGUGCAAGAUGGCAAAAUCCAAAAGGUGUUCGAUGCCAGCUCCUCCAAGAGAAGGGAAGGCGGAGACACAUCACUGGCUCAAUCCAGACGCAUCAUGCUGGGAAAACAAAGAUUUUGACAAUCUUGACCUAAAUCAGCUUGCGGCAAUGGACUCAAUGGUUGAAAGCAUGAUCCAAAUGUGGAGGGCUCGGGACGACGCGCUCAAAAAAAUUAUCAAGCGUCAGCAAGACAAAAGUUGAACUAUUGCUUUCUCAUUUCUUAUAUGGUUGUGCUUUUUCGGAUUUGAAAUUCUUGGAUUGCCAAGUUGUAAUGACAUUAAAUACUAGUUUUAUCGCGAUUUGUCUAUCAAACGACUCUUUUUAUUAAGAAUGUCGAGUUUUUUAUUCUAGAAUAUUAUUUGCUCGUCGAAAACACAUCUCCACAAAACAAAUAUCCAAACCACUCAAACUAAUAUCCGACUGUCGCACUAACAUCCGUUCUCAAUUACAAAUAUCCAUACUACCCAGACUAAUAUCUCACCGUCUCAUACUAAUAUCUAAUCAUCCCGAAAUUAAUAUUCUCACUAUCACAGACUAAUAUGUGACCACAUAUCCAGCCAUAGUCUCUUAAUUAGCAAUUAUCAUAGGUUGAAAAAGACCUUACUUCCAAAUUUUCAUCAAAAAAUAUAUAUAUAUAUAUAUACACUAUUUCUUCAUACUUGAAAACCAAUGUAGAUAACCAUCCAUGCAGAACAAAAAUUCAAACCACCCAGACUAAUAUCCGAGUGUCGCAGACUAAUAUCCACUCACCAUCACAAAUAUCUACACCACCCAGACUAGUAUCCCUUCGUCUCAGACUAUUAUCCAGUCAUACCAUAAUAAUUAUCCUCACCAUCAUAGACAAAUAUCCACCACACACUGACUAAUAUCUUACCCCCGCAAACUAAUAUCCGACUACUCAGACAAAUAUCCACACAUCACAAACUAAUAUCCUCCUAUCCAUAAUAAUAUCCUAUCACUGGAGACAAAUAUCGUCGAGAUUAUGUUUUGGUUUCAAGAAGAGUCGCACUUGUGCAUUGCACGACUCACUGGCUUGCGUUGUCAACAUUCGCGCUGUGAAUUGAUCUCUCAGAUAUAAGGAACACCAUUGAUGACAAAAUUUCUUCAAAUAUUGCAUCCAUUGGUGACCAUCGACAGUUUCACUACCGGGAAAACAAUCAGAAACCAUGCUGCUCCAUGCCUCAUCAAACGUCUCAGACAAAUAUCUAGUGACACCUAAAUAAUAUUGUAAAUAUAACAGAAUAAUAUCUAUAACACACUGACUAACAUCCACCACAAACUAAAUAGUAUCCAGUAUGUACUAACUAAUAUCCGCCACACUGACUAAUAUCUUAUAGUUGUACACUAAUUCAAAUAGUUACCAAAAGUGCUAGAUGCUUAAAUAAACGUUGGACAACAUCUUAAUAGUUACCAAAAGUGCCCCAUUAGAAUAUACAAACGUCCAAGAAAAUUUCCGAAAACAUGAACUAAUAUCACUUCAAACCAAAGCUAGACCCUAAACUCUUAACCAUCUUCCCAACACAAACCCUAAACCAUAAAAACUAUUGUUAUUUAAUGGACAGUUACCAAAAGUGUCUCAUUAGAAUAUCCAAACUUCCCAGAAAAAUAUAUGAAAAUAUGAACUAAUGAACCAUGAACCCUAAAACUAAAAUGAAUAUCCACACUACCCAGAAGAAUAUCCACACCACCCAGUCUAAUAUCCCACCGUCUUAGAAAAAUAUCAUGUGAUCCCAAAAUUAAGAUUAUCCAUAUAUAACAGACUAAUAUCCAUCACACACAGACUAAUAUCUUAUUGUUUUACACUAAUCCGAAUAGUUACAAAAAGUGCUAGAUGCUUAAAUAAACAAAGGAUCACAUCAGAAUAAUUACCAAAAGUGCCCCAUUAGAAUAUCCAAACGUCCCAAAAAAAUAACCGAAAACAUGAACUAAUGAACCCUAAACCCUAAAACUAAAAAGAAUAUCCACACUACCCAGACAAAUAUCCACACAACCCAGUCUAAUAUCCUUCUGUCUCAGAAGAAUAUCAUGUGAUCCCAAAAUGGAUAUUAUCACUAUGAGAUAAUAAUAUCCAUCACAUACUGACUAAUAUAUGAUAGUUGUAGACUAAUCCGAAUAGUUACCAAAAGUGCUAGAUGCUUAAAUAAACAAAUGAUCACAUC